AGUCAAAAAUAGGCUUUUUUCUCAAAAUAUGCGCUUUUGUCCAAAAAUAUUUCACUGGCAUGUUAUUUUUAUAAGAAUACCAUAAACGUGCGAAUCACAUCAGUAGAAUGUGAUUUAAAGUCAAAGGAUAACGAUAGAAUAGACGGAUGAGUUAAUAAAGGCAUAAGUUGCAUUUACUGAAUUCGAUUUAUAAGUUGCAUUGUAAAUGGACAUAUAAUAGCAUUCCAAAAAUGAGACUCAUAACUCGCCUUCAUAAAAUGUGAUUUGCGGCCCUAUCUUUUUUUUGUUUUUGAUGCGGGGGGUUUGGUACCUGCAUUGGGCUUUGGGGCCUUGAUUACUCCGGAUUUGCAUCUCGUAAGGCCCAUUUAAGGGAAGCCCUCCCUAACAAGAUUUUUUCUAUACCCGCGGCUCAAACCCUAGUACUCUAGUUAAGGGACUGAUAUAGGAAAGUUUUUAGGUAAUUUUUCAGCCUUUAUCUUGAAAAAGGCGCCGACCGAAACCCUUUGAUCCUAUAUUUAUCUCUUUACUCUCAUUUCUUGAGAAUUUGUUCAUCAAAAGAAUUGUGGGUUUCGUUUGAAUCUACUGUCAAAAUGUACCUUUGGCCCAGAGAGAAACAAAUACAGUCUAUCUCUGACUUCACGCAAGCUGAGAUCGAAAAAAUGGAGAACAUGCUUAAUGAAUCAAGAGAACAAGUCUGUGAUCCGGAAAUCUGCAAGAAAUUGGCAAAGAUGUUCACGCGCUCUAAAGGACGUGCCGGAAAACCAGUUGUUAAGUGGACUGAGGUCCAAGCUUGGUUCCAGAAGAAGUUGGCAUGCUGUCCAUCAAAGGAUAAUUCAGCUGAAGCCAACCAAAAACUGCCUGAUAUUACAGAAGGAAGCACUUUGAAUAAAGCACAUGAAAGCUCACAUAUUCCAAAAGGCCAACAAGUUCCAGCGCUAUCAGACUUGGAAUUUGAGGCUAGGUCUUCAAAAGAUGGGGCAUGGUAUGACAUUGAUACAUUUAUCUCUCACCGCUCUCUUAACUCGGGAGAACCUGAAUUUCUUGUAAGAUUCGUGGGCUCUGAAUCAGAGGAGAAUGAAUGGGUAAAUGUAAAGAAGCAUGUCCGUGAGCGUUCCGUUGCUCUUGAGGAUUCAGAAUGUAACAAAGUGAAAGUUGGGGAUCUUGUUUUGUGCUUCCAGGAGGGGAAGAACCAGUCAAAAUAUCUUGAAGCUCAGGUUAUAGAAAUUCAAAAGAAAUUGCAUGACAUAAGAGGCUGCAGAUGUCUCUUUGUGAUUCGAUACACUCGUGAUGAUACCGAGGAAACGGUUCGUUUGAGGCGGAUGUGUGUUCGACCAAGCAUAUUAGGGCGUCCUUGAAUAUAGUAACAUGCAGCAUAUGCUGCUCAAAUGCUCAAUCAUAGAAUUUAUUCCGAUGAAGAAGAAAGAAGUCAGAUGAUCGUCCUGGUCAUCCUUCCGGAUUCUCUAUCUGAGAAUAGCCAACCCCAACUUGUUUGGGACCAAGUCAUAGUUGUUGUACUCUAUUUGAUAGAUGGAAACGAAAUUUGUGAAUUGUUGCCCUCAUAGCUAUCAAAUUGGAGUACAUCUUGUUUAGCUUUUUCUUGCCAACUAUUGUUAAUUAUGAGCUCUAAAAACGGCAUGCUAAAAAUGUCAUUAUUUGACUGUUA
This is a messenger RNA of Lycium ferocissimum, 1663 nucleotides long. RefSeq names its product protein SAWADEE HOMEODOMAIN HOMOLOG 2-like. The transcript is spliced from 9 exons. The coding region runs from base 591 to 1355 and encodes 254 amino acids. Lineage: Eukaryota; Viridiplantae; Streptophyta; Magnoliopsida; Solanales; Solanaceae. The record is from RefSeq and is a predicted model, not a curated record. Gene Ontology annotation, molecular function: chromatin binding.